Plectropomus leopardus (leopard coralgrouper) is the source of this 641-nucleotide messenger RNA. NCBI's taxonomy places the organism in Eukaryota, Metazoa, Chordata, Actinopteri, Perciformes, Serranidae. The record is from RefSeq and is a predicted model, not a curated record.
GCCUCUGGUUUCAGUGGAUGAGGCUCCUGCCGAGUGUCUGAGUCUGAUGAAUGAAUGUUGGAAUGAAGAUCCGAGUAAGAGGCCGAGCUUCGAUGACAUUUUCAAACAGUUUCGGGGCAUUAACCGAGGGAAGAGGGCGAACAUCAUCGACUCCAUGUUGCGGAUGUUGGAGCAAUAUAGUUCAAACCUGGAGGAUUUGAUCAGAGAACGAACAGACGAACUGGAGGUUGAGAGAAACAAGACGGAGAAGCUGGUCGGACAGCUGCUGCCAAAGUCUGUGGCUCAGGCUCUGAAGAAAGGGAGGCCGGUACGACCUGAACAUUAUUCGGACUGCACUCUUUACUUUAGUGACAUUGUUGGAUUCACAACCAUCUCUGCUCUCAGCGAACCCAUCGAGGUGGUAGACCUGCUUAAUGACCUCUACACCAUGUUUGAUGCCAUCAUUGCUACUCACGAUGUGUACAAGGUGGAAACUAUCGGAGACGCCUACAUGGUGGCUUCAGGUAUUCCUAACAGAAACGGGAAUCGACACGCAGGAGAAGUGGCCAACAUGUCUCUAGACAUCCUGCACUCAAUAGGAGCGUUUAAGAUCAAACACAUGCCUGAGAUCAAAGUCAAAAUACGCAUCGGACUGCACACAG